Necator americanus (New World hookworm) is the source of this 2586-nucleotide messenger RNA. RefSeq lists its product as uncharacterized. Gene Ontology annotation, cellular component: mitochondrial inner membrane. Bases 1 to 2586 code for a protein of 861 amino acids. Lineage: Eukaryota; Metazoa; Nematoda; Chromadorea; Rhabditida; Ancylostomatidae. The transcript is spliced from 22 exons. Gene Ontology annotation, biological process: intracellular iron ion homeostasis; transmembrane transport; late endosome to vacuole transport via multivesicular body sorting pathway. Gene Ontology annotation, molecular function: ATP hydrolysis activity; ATP binding; ABC-type transporter activity. The record is from RefSeq and is a predicted model, not a curated record.
AUGUACUCCGCUCGUAUUUUACCAGGUGCUUUUCGUAUUUGUUUCAAAGGACCAGUUUCAAUACGACAAAUAUCCACUGUUGCGAAGUCGAUAGAGUCACGUUUUCCACGGAGCUUGUUUAAGAAUAGUAGAGGUGUUAUAAAAGUAAUCACAAGAACAUGUUUUCAUCCGGGUGCAAGUACGCUGGUGCCGAUGCAGGCCAAUGCUCAGCUCAGCGGAUGGCAAGUUAUUCGACAUUUGAUGGAGUUUGUUUGGCCUAAAGGAAAUGGAGCAAUUAAAAGAAGAGUGCUUGUUGCUCUUUGCCUCCUUGUCGGAGCUAAACUAGCAAACGUUUCCGUGCCGUUUCUGUACCGUGACGUCAUUAACUUUUAUAACGAGAAGACGCCUACAUUUUUACAACUCACAUUUGACACAGUGCCAAAUGCGUUACUGACAGUUGGGGUGUGCUUAAUCAUCGCAUAUGGGUUGGCGCGGGUUUCCUCGGCCUUGAUGAAUGAGCUGCGGAACGCCGUUUUCGCUAAAGUUGCCCAGAAUUCUGUUAGGCAAAUCGCCAGAAACAUCUUUCUUCACUUGCACUCUCUUGACCUCUCGUUUCACUUAAACCGCCAGACCGGUGCACUUUCCAAAGCGAUUGACCGUGGAACAAGAGGUAUGAGUUUUGUACUGUCAUCGUUGGUGUUUAACAUCAUUCCUACUGCUGUAGAGAUUGCAAUGGUAUCAGCAAUUUUUUGCGGAUCGCUGGGUGCGGAAUUCGCUUAUAUGACCUUGGGUAGUGUUGGAAUGUAUGCAACAGCAACCUUGGCAAUCACACAAUGGCGUACUAAGUUUCGUCAUGAGAUGAAUCAGGCAGACAAUGACGCUGGCAAUAAAGCAAUUGACUCGCUUAUCAAUUAUGAAACGGUGAAGUUCUUCAAUAAUGAGAAAUUUGAAGCUGACCGCUAUGAUUUUUUCCUAAAGAAAUUCGAGCAUGCUUCGCUGAAAACAACUUCAUCUCUCGCUCUUCUAAACUUCACCCAGAACGCCAUAUUCUCCGCCGGUCUUAUUGGAGUAAUGUAUCUAGCAGCGCACAAGAUUUCUAGUGGUGAAGCCACUGUUGGUGACCUUGUCCUUGCGAAUACGCUGCUUUUUCAACUUUCGAUACCAUUAAACUUCCUUGGAUCUGUUUAUCGUGAAGUUCGACAAGGUCUCGUAGACAUGAACACCAUGUUUUCGCUUCUCACGUUGAAGUCAAAAAUUAAUGAACGACCCAAUGCCAAAGAUUUAGUCGUAAAAGGAAACGACAUCACCAUCAGUAUAGAAAAUAUACACUUUGGAUACUUGCCAGAAAAGCCAAUUCUAAACGGGUUAACAAUGAUAAUUCCAGCUGGGAAAAAGGUUGCAGUGGUCGGAGGGUCUGGAUCAGGAAAAUCAACACUUGUCCGUUUGCUCUACCGAUUAUAUGAUGCGGAUAGUGGCCUCAUCCGUAUUAAUGGAACUGAUAUCCACGACCUAACCCUGAAUUCUCUCAGAAAAACGAUAUCAGUCGUACCACAGGAUUCUGUGCUUUUCCAUGAUACAAUCUUCUACAACCUUGCUUAUGGCAAUCCAGCAGCAAGUCGCAGUGAAGUUAUGGAUGCUUCUAGAUUAGCCGAUCUUCACUAUUCAGUAGAAAGAAUGCCAGAGGGUUACGACACCAUCGUAGGUGAACGCGGCUUGAAAUUGUCUGGAGGAGAAAAACAACGUGUUGCUAUCGCUCGAGCAAUCCUUAAGAAUUCUCCGUUAAUUGUUUACGAUGAAGCGACCUCUUCUUUGGAUGCAAUAACAGAAGCCAACAUCAUGCGUGCUUUAAAAGAAGCUGUGCAACAAAGGACUUCCUUAUUCAUUGCACAUCGUCUUGCUACUAUUGUGGACGCAGACAUAAUUUAUGUUCUGGACCAUGGUCGCGUUGUAGAGAGCGGUUCACAUGCACAAUUAAUUGCCAAAGGAGGACUUUAUGCUCAACUCUGGAGCAGUCAAAAUCGUCUGGGAACGGCUGUGCCGCCAAAAGAAGAAAAGAAGCAUGACGACGUACAAAUACUUGAGUUGGAUCUCGACAAAUGCUGUGGCAGUUCAAACUGUAAUCAAGCAGAAUUGAUGUCAGGCUGUUUCGAUCAAAUCAGCUGCAACUGCAGCCUUGAUUUGGACGGAAAAAGAAACGCUAUUGCAUCAGUUACUGCAGCUGCACUUUUCUCAGUAGCAUGGUGGCUUAUGAUUGACACUUCGGCGGUUUAUGGGAAGGCUGACUGGAACAACGUGUACUACAUAAUCACUGUAGGUAGUACUGUAGCAAUGUUCAUGGUUAAUGCUGUGUCGAACAGUCAGGUGCGUGGUGAAAGUCUCCACGAAGGACUGCUGGGCACUAAAGGGUCGCGUCUAUGGCUGAUGGCAGCGUUUGUGUUAUCGUUUGCAUCUUUAGUCGCUGCUACCUGGAUCCUCUUCAGUGACUAUGUUCUUCUGACUGGCGAUCACCCUGUAUGGCCGGGUGUUGCACUUUUUCUCACAAAUUUCAUAAUAUUUGCUUCUUCAUGUGUAUACAAAUUCGGUCGUACUGAAGAAAUGUGGGGAUGA